Molecule: messenger RNA, 3286 nt
Organism: Arabidopsis arenosa
Lineage: Eukaryota; Viridiplantae; Streptophyta; Magnoliopsida; Brassicales; Brassicaceae
Source: the annotation of a GenBank genome assembly
AAUUUUUUUAAUUUCUUCUUCUUCUUCUGAGAAAGUAUUGAGACGAGUUUGGCGAUAAGAGGAUGUGGGUUUGAGGAAUGGGAACAAAGGUGCACUGUGAAAGCUUAUUUGGUGGAUAUCAUCACUCUAUGAGAGAUCUCAACAAAGAAUCUAACGGUUGUAGAUGGCCAUUGUUCUACGGUGACAAUAAAACCUCUGCAUCAAACAACAACGAUCAAUGCUACAAUGGCUUCACGUCGCAGACUACAUUUGGGUUUGACAAAGAUGUGGUGAGAAGGACAAUGCUCGAACACGAAGCUGUUUUUAAGACACAGGUUUUGGAACUUCACCGGGUAUACAGGAUACAGAAGGAUAUGAUGGAUGAACUGAAAAGGAAACAGUUUAAUAAAGAAUGGGUUCCGAUUGAGGCAUCAUUUUCAUCUCAAGCUACGAAUGAUGAUGUCCGUAAAUGGAAAAUCCCUAGCUUCCCUUUGGCGAACUCGGUUUACGAUAGACCAUCCAUGUCUGUGGUUGAGGAUAAUGGCCAUUCUCCUAUGAAAGGAAGCAAUUCUCAAGGGGUUGUUGGUCCAGUUUCAUGGCAAAAUGGAGCUAGUUCCAAAAAUAUUGAAGUUUCGGAGGUUAGACCAAUGAAAAUCAGAAGAAAGAUGAUAGAUCUUUGUAUUCCAGCUGAUGAGUACAUUGAUGACAAUGAAGAAGUUGUUGAGUUGAAAGAUCACAGGGUUUGCAGCACAUCUAGUCAGCUUCCUAAUGGAGAUGUGAAGACUGAAUCUUACAGAGAUGGUAUGAGAAUUGGCUAUGGUUCGAGUAGAAGCAAUGGUUUGGCUGACUUAAAUGAACCAGUUGAUGCUCAAGAAGCAAACGAAUUUGCUUAUGGCCACUCCAGUGACUUGCGUAAUGGUGAGUUUCAAGGCCAUAUUCGCGACUACGGAAAAUCUCUAAACUCUGGUAGUGUAAGGGAGCAUAUUCCUGUUAUCCCUCUGCAACCAGAUUUGAACGGCAGACCAAAAGUUUGGCCACAUCAACCCUUAAGAACUGAUCAUUAUAAUGGGAAUGGCACACACAAGUCUGCUGCUCCGUUUUUUCAACCGGCCAAGCCUCUGGAUUCAUCGUCUCAGCCUAUGCAAGUUUUGAUGAACAGUUCACAAAGAGUUAUGAGUUUACCUAAUUCAGGUCCACCAAGUAAGGCAGUCUUCUGGAGAGAAAGAACGUUUAUUGACCUUGAGGCUGAUACUGAUACCAAUAGUAGUCAUGAAGCUGUCAUUCAUCAAAAUCACUUGGAUUCAAGUUUAGCUUCUCACCAACAGCGCCACUUGUAUCCAUAUAAUCGUCCAGAUUCUGCUGUCUCGUGGAACCAUUUGCACUCUUCUUGGCAAAAUCCUAGCUUUGGAUUCCCUCAGAAAGUUGCUUCAGCGCAGAGAUAUCCGGUUCUAAACCUGUCUGACACUCUGAUUAGUAAUGCUCAGAAGCAAGGGUAUCUUGGAGACAGACUGCAGUUUGAAAGCAAUCCUAGAUUUGACUCGGGGUGCGGGAAUUCCAGUCGGUUAAACCAAAACAUGUUUUACAAUGAGUGUUCCACUUCAUCAAAAUCGAAACUUGCUGGGACUGGCUAUACUUAUCCUAACGGAGGAAGAAGUGACUACAGCUCGGAGAUGAAGUUUGUGAGAGAUUUGAACUUAAAUGUGACACUUUCAAACACUUCUGUUGUUGAAGUCAGAAAGGAUGAAGAACACGUGGCUACUUUACCAUGGCUUAAUAAACCCAAGUCUGUUUGUAACUCUGAGAUCGCUGAUGGGAAAUGGAAUCUGAAGAGUAAUGAUGCUGUUCUGAGUUCUCCUUUGAAACCAUUGGAUAUCAAAGAUGAGGCAAGAGACAAAGUUCAGAACAAUAUGUGGCUAGAGAGGUUAAAGUCUGGUUCUUGUUCCAAUAAUCCGGAGACUGAGAAGAUCAAUGCUAACACUGAAAUUCCUGGAUUUGCUCAUAAAGAUCAAUCCAAUGCAGAAAAAGGUAAAGUCCAUAAUGUUAGGAUGCUAGACAUGAACGAACCGUGUGAUCCUCUUUGGGAUGAAGAUCAGCAAACAGAGGAACAGACCGAGGCAAGGGUUUCAGUAGGUAAUAGGUGUCAGAUUGAUUUGAACAUUUUGGGUAGUGAUGAUGAAGGCGAAAAUUGCUCUGUUCCUGCCAGUUCAAGACUGAAUUCAAAGGCCCCUAUGAUAGAUUUGGAAACUGUUCCUGAGUCUGAUGAUGAUGAAGAAGAUGAUAAUAUCUCUGGAGAAAAGCCAUCAGAAGAAACACCAAUUGAGGAAAAAACUUUAGAGAAACCGCCUGAGUUUGAAAAAUUAGCAGCAGAAACACUAGUUGCCAUCUAUUCAGCUUGCCUAGAUAGAGAGCUUGAAGUUGUGGCUUCGUCAGAAGUUUCUGAAACCAUCAUCCUUCACUGGUUUGCAGAAACAGUAAAUACUCACAAAGAGAAUCUGGACAAAAAGCUCGAUACUUUCUCGAGGAAUCAACCACGUUCUAUUGAAGAGAUUGAUUACUUUGAGUCAAUGACCCUGAAACUACCUGAGAUCUCAGAAGAAGAGUAUAUGCCUAAGCCAUUGGUUCCUGAAGACCUCAAAUUGGAGGAAACUUCAGGAACCGCUCUGGUCACAAGCCAAAGACCGAGAAGAGGAAACACGAGAAAAGGGAAACAGAGACGAGACUUCCAAAGAGACAUUCUCCCUGGACUUCUGUCUCUCUCGAAAUACGAAGUAACAGAAGACAUUCAAAUGUUUGAUGGGUUCAUGAGAGCAACAGGCAGAUCUUGGACUCCAACCGGUUUAACAAGGAAGAAAACCGGUUCAAGAGGAAGACCACGACGAGUCAUAACAAUCCCUGCUGAACCGGUCUAUUGCGCGGUACCAGCUCCAGCUCCUCCUCCCUCGGUUCAACAACAUGUGAGCAAUCAAAGCAACAAUGGUGAAACUGAAAUGGGUUUAGAAGAUAGAAGCUUUGCAGGUUGGGGUAAGAUGACAAGAAGGCCUAGAAGACAACGUUGUCCUUCAGCUUCAACUACAACUGCAACUACAAGUAACCAGCGUUCAUCAUCACACGCGCCUUUCACGUGACAAUGAUGUUGAAACUUUGGGAAUGUUUGUUGUGACCAUGAGAUUAUUACUGUACUAGUACGAUUCUUUUCAAAACUUUUUCGUAUAGAGAGAGAUAUAAUAUAAGAGAACCGUUUGUGAUAGAGAUUUUUCAUGGACUAGUUUUUUUUCUUUAGCUUGGUGAAUACAUGAAGAUAUUUAAU